UUCAGCAGCUGAGUGAAUUUGAACAAUCGAUCUGAAAAAAAAAAAGGCUAGCGUAAAGCAACGGUUAUUGUUGCUACGGUAACAGCGACGUUUCUGAUUGGUUGAAAUCCAUCCAGCGCUAAAUAUAAUGUAACUAGUGUACUAAGUGUGCUAGGGCGUACAUCCGGGAAUCUGUGUAUAAAAAGAUAGUUCGUUUUUUCUAGAGCGUGUGUGUGUGAGAGAGAGAGAGAGAGAGAGAGAGAGAGAGAGAGAGAGAACUUUGUUUACUUCAUCAUGCAGUCCUUCUCUCACGAGCUGCAGAAUUUCUCUAGAGCGCGCCUCAAAAAACAGAGCACGCGCAUCACCAUGGCAACCGGGAAGAUCCUCGUGGAAACGCGAAGCGACGACAACGACGGUUAUAUAACAGAAGUUGCAGACGAGAGCGCCGCCUACGGGUUUGUCCAAGAUAUGAGUUUAGACCUUCAAGUGGGAGUCAUUACUCCCUUUCUCCUGCUCUCCUCACAAGAUGCUGCGAGUGACAUGGAGACUUUGAAAAAAUUCAAGGUAUCUCACGUGUUGAACGUUGCAUGUGGAGUAUUGAAUUCCUUCCCUGAUCAGUUUAUUUAUGAAACUGUUCCCAUCACGGAUCUACCAGAGACACAGCUCACCUCCUACCUCCCACAGUGCUUUGAGUUCAUUGACAAGGCCAGAAAACAGGAUGGAGUUGUGUUGCUCCACUGUAACGCGGGUGUGUCCCGCUCUGCCUCUGUUGCCAUCGCUUAUCUGAUGGCGAAAAAUAAGCUUCCAUUUCAGGACGCGUUUUACAGAGUCAAAUCAGCUCGACCUUCAAUACAGCCCAAUGCUGGCUUCCUCAUUCAGCUGAAGGAGUAUCAGCCAUGACUCACAAUGAUCACUUACUGCCAUUGCAGCUCUUCAUGUAGUUUGGGCAUUUAAAGUUUAACACUCGUACUUAAAACUCAAAAAUUUCUGUAAACUGCAUCAAGCUGAAACUACAUGGUAAAUGACACCGCAGAACUGCGUACUGCAUUUUUUUUUGUUUGUUUUGAUAAUCAUUAGAAUUUUAGAUAUAGAUUUUUGCAUAGAAACGAAAUUCAAAUUAAAAUUUAUUUGUAUGGCACUUUUAACAAUUCUCAUUGUCUCAAAGCAGCUUUACAGAAGUAUGGAAUUAAUAAGCAACUUAAUGAAAAGACAAAUGUUUUACUCAUUUUUGAAUCCACGUUGGAUUGGUUGGUUGUAGUAGAUUUUAGGUUGAAGCAUUAAUUUUAUUCCCUGCUUCAUAGCUAUAAGUACUGCAUUAUCAUAACUGUCAGUCAUCACAUUAUCUGCUAUUUCUGCUGUAUAUUGUACAAAAAUACUGUUAUUUGCACUAGCAUGCACUCUCAUUCAUUAUGUACGUUACUGAUCUGUCAUAUGCUCUGUAUUAUUAUUUAAUACUAAUACUGUCUAUAUUGUUUUACUGUCGGUGUGUAUAGUCUGUUUUUGUCUUGUAUAGUCAAAGCUGAAUCACCAACAGCUGGAACCAAAAUCUUUGUGUGUUUCAACACACUUGGCCAAAAAACUUGAUUCUGAUUCUGAUAACAAAGAUUCAAGACAGCAGCAUAUGUGUUACAUGGAAAUAGGAAAAACUUGAUCUUUGCAAAAAUACUGUAAGUGAUCAUGAUGGAUAUUUUUGCUUUGAGCAAAUUUGUGAACGUAUCGGUUUUGUAACAGUGAAACUGAAACCCAGCCACUGAGGGGUUAAAAUAGGAAGGGCAUUCGGCAUAAAACCUGUGCCAAAAUCUAAUACGCUGUGGUGACCCUGACCAGGGAACAGCCAAAGGACAAGAUUAAACACCCUUUGUUUUUUGUCUUGUAUCUUGAAAAUAAAAUGUUUUAAUGCAGCAAAGUCUCCUCCAAUAUUUACAUGAAAGCAGGAUUUACAUACUAUUUACAUAUUUGGUCUGGCUGGUGGUUGGUUGUAUGUAGUUUGGUUUCUGUAUUUGUUCAUAUAAAAAUAUAUAUAUAUAUAAAAAUAAUAGCAUGAGUGUUACAUUAAACAUUUAACAAAUACACUGUAUACACAUACAGGGAGUGCAGAAUUAUUAGGCAAA
Molecule: messenger RNA, 2090 nt
Organism: Tachysurus vachellii
Lineage: Eukaryota; Metazoa; Chordata; Actinopteri; Siluriformes; Bagridae
Gene: dusp19b
Product: dual specificity phosphatase 19b
Exons: 4
Coding region: 274-879 (201 amino acids)
Biological process (GO): protein dephosphorylation; regulation of MAP kinase activity
Cellular component (GO): cytoplasm
Molecular function (GO): JUN kinase phosphatase activity
Source: RefSeq, a predicted model, not a curated record